UUUUUGUUUUUUGGUUUGCACGCCUGUUUUGUUUUCCUCUUUGACAUCUCUAGUUCAUUCACACCAUUGACAAGCAAUGAGUUUUUUGCACGGAUUCAAGAAAAACCUCAAUAGGGCUGGUCAAAGUAUUAGACGAAGCGGCAACGAUAGAACCGUGGAUAACGAGUUUGAUGAAGAAUACGAACGCUUCAGACAACUUGAGAAAAAAUCAGAAAAACUAGCAAAAGAAGCAAAAGGAUAUCUUGACUCCCUUCGAGCCAUGACUCAGGCUCAAAAACGUAUUUGUACAAUUCUGGACAGUUUCUAUGACGAAAGUACACCGAUGCCUCAGUCUGGUAUCGAGUAUAAGAAAGCCAUCGAGAGGUUGGAUGAAGAAACCAGAACCAAUUUGGAUAAUGCCUAUCGUAAUACCGUAAUCGAGCCUUUGGCUAGAUUCUGCUCCUACUUUCCCGAAAUCAAUGAAGCCAUUAAACGCAGACAGAAGAAACUAUUGGAUUAUGAUUCAGCAAAAGCCAAAGUGAGAAGGUUGGUGGACAGACCAAGCGAAGAUCCACAAAAAUUACCCAGAGCCGAGCAAGAAGCAAAUGUGGCUCGUGAAUUAUACGAAAACUUGAAUACUAUUAUCGUAAACGAUUUACCGAAAGUGGUCGAGUUACGCGUACCUUAUAUUGAUCCAUGCUUCGAAGCACUUGUUAAAUCACAGUUAAGAUUCAGUCAAGUGAGUUACGAACAACUGGAGUCGCUAAGAAACUAUUUUCCACCGAGCAGCACAGAAGCCGAUCAGAGAGUUGACGAUGUGCUACAGCAAAUGCGAGAACUGACUAUCUGUGGCAACUUUUAGGCUUGAUGAUGAGAUGAUGUAUUGAGUUUUUGUGUAGAAUUAGCUAAUUUCAAUUGCAAAAUAUAACCGAAAUAUAAUUCCUUUUAAAAAUCA
Messenger RNA from Mycotypha africana, 934 nucleotides. Its product is annotated as BAR adaptor protein Hob3. The record is from RefSeq and is a predicted model, not a curated record. NCBI's taxonomy places the organism in Eukaryota, Fungi, Mucoromycota, Mucoromycetes, Mucorales, Mycotyphaceae. Gene Ontology annotation, biological process: actin cortical patch localization; endocytosis; plasma membrane tubulation. The coding region runs from base 77 to 841 and encodes 254 amino acids. The transcript is spliced from 7 exons. Gene Ontology annotation, cellular component: medial cortex; mating projection tip; Rvs161p-Rvs167p complex. Gene Ontology annotation, molecular function: protein binding; lipid binding.